AGCGGAGUACCACAAGACUAGUGAGCUGUUGUAAUGCCUGCCGAUGCCUGCCACAAAUUUACGCCUUUUGAAAAAGCUUCUGCUACAAAGGUUUCAUCUAAAAUUUGGAUUGUCAGUUUUACAAGUAAAGGGCCUUACAAGAAUGGCCGUAGAUGGGGAAGGCUUGCAGAGCAAAGUCACUUUAAACGAUGGCUAUAAAAUGCCUCUCUUCGGUCUUGGAGUGUUCAAGGCUUUGGGUGAUGAUGGAAAGGAGGCCGUGAAGUUUGCUCUGCAGAAUGGAUACCGAAUGAUUGAUACAGCUGCUCUCUACGGGUAAGCAUGUAGCAUUGCGUUGUGAACCACUCGAUCAUGUGAUUAAUGAGAAUACUGAGCAGUAAGGGACAUCGUGUAAAUCUUACGAGAACAUCUGAUUACCGUUGCAUGAAGUAUUCAUAGAUUUCUUAUUUUAAUAAAAAAAAUUCAAGCAAAUUAUAGAAUAAGAUUUUGUUCUCGUAAAUUCAAACUGCCUGUUGAAAUAAAAGAAAAAAGGGUUCUUAUCGUACGAUUUGCUUUAAAUUUUUCUCGUAUAAUAAAUAAACGUUUUCUUAGAUUGAGAGUUUUGGAGUAAUCUCGAAUUUAGAGUGAUAUAGUGAAGUUAUGCAAUAGUAUACCUGCCAACUUUUUCUGAGAUAUAAGCAUGAGAUUUUUAUCCUGGGAGUGCUGGGAUUUUUGAAGACGACUCGAUCAUUUCCGAAGAUUCCCGAAGAAGUCCGAAGUCUUCCGAAGACGUCCGAAGUCUGCCGAAGUCUGCCAAAGGCGAGCUCGCUCCCAGUGCUUUUCACUUCAAAAAUCAGAGAUCGCGAGGAAGGUAUUGCCAUUUAUUCAUUGUACACAUGGUUUUCGUUCCUUACAUGGGUCUGAGUUAACAUAUUUUUGGAAAUUGUUUCAAGCAGGACGGCAACAACUCACAUUUUUCAAUCAGGCGUGAGAAAUUGGCCCGCAGGCGUGAGCCGGCGUGAGAUCGAAGUUUUCAACCAGCAGGCGUGAGACUCACGCCUAAGGCGUGAGAGUUGGCAGGUAUACAAUAGGACUGGAGAGAAUCGUGUGUUACAACGUUACAAUAACGUUGUUUGAAAGAACUUUCCGCCAAACUUCACUUUCCGUCAAACCUUUUUCGCACGUGCCUUAAAAAGUCCUUGAAUUUUCCACAGAAGUCCUUGAAUAUUUUUGAAAGCUACUUGAAUAAAAGUAGCUUUGAUCGUUAAAAAAAAAAAAAAAACUGUUUUGCGCAAACAAGGAAUGAUUGAAAGCACAACAAUACACAAACAUUUUCUUGGUGAUCAUGAAAGUGCUUGUUCUUUAUAUGAUUUCGGUGUUCCGGCAUAGUUCAUUUUCAGUUAUUUGAAGUACCCCAGGAACCAUGCCUUAAUGAAGUAAGGUAUUGCAACAAGUUUAACCCCUCCACCUAUGCAUUUUACUUCAUGUUAUUGGGGAAAAGGAGUCCUUGAAAAAAUGAUUUUAGUCCUUGAAAAGUCCUUGAAAAGUCCUUGAUUUUCAAAAAAUUCUGUAUGAACCAUGUCAAACAUAUCUUUUUGUAUUUAAAAGACCUGAAAAUAUUAUUGUUUAGUGAAGAUCAUGACAAAACAGGCAAGAAAUAGCCCAAUAAUGUUUGUCACACACAGACGUUAAAUUGCCCUCCUCCUCUUUGUGGUGUCCAGGACCCGGUUCCUCAAGAGAUGGUAAAGUUAAACCCAGGAUUACGCCAAAUUUUGAGCAAGGUUUUCUUGUCUAAGAGUGUGUAAUUUGAGUUUACAAAAUGCUGUUGAGCCUUUACUCUGAGAUACAGUAAUGAUAACACUAAGUGUUACUUUAAGCAAUACACAAGAAGGCAAAAUGCAAAAAAACUAAAGUAAAUAUAAUCAUUGAUUACAAAAUCUGCCUUUUAGGAACCGGGCCCUGUUGUGUUAACUCAUUAUUUCAAAGCAAGGGAGGUUGGGCAUGAUUCCCCAUAUUCUGCAAUUAUUAACACAAAACCCACAUAUUCAGAAAGAGCAGAGCUUUUACAAAAUUCUCAAGUUUUCAAAAUUUACUAAGAGAUGUAUGGAUUGCCAAACACAUUUAUCAGACGCCUAUGUGUUUCUUACUAAAUUUUGGAGUUUUUGAAUGCCUGUGUCUCAUUCACUAUUGGCCCGAUUAGCACCAAAGGUUUUGUAAAUCUUGGUUUAAUUCCCCUUUCUGGCUAUAGUGGGCCUUGUGUUCACUUCAUCCCAUAUAAUUGAUGGACUCAUACCCAGACCCCCUCAGUUUGAAAUCAGGCAAUUAAGGUGAUUAAGCGAACAACAUGGGGACAUUUCAUUUUUGUAUCCAACAAAACACUAGCCCCCCCCAAUCAUCUGGUUCCUAGUUACCUCGAUAGUAUUACUGAUCAACAAAAAACAUCACAGGAAGACGUGAAAAACAAAACAGAAAAAAAGGUAAAGCUAACUUAACCCUUUAAACCCCUAGAUCAAAAUUGGAAUUCUCAUUUGUUGCCCCUAUUCAUUUUCUUCAGAAGUAAUGGGAAGAAGUUGAUAACAUCAAACAAAUUCAUCUUGAGUGAUCAUGUCUGUAAUUCUCCUGCCCACUCUGUUUUACAAAGCAUUGAUAUUACAAGGAGAAAUUUGAUGCUGAUCACUCUUAGGACUUAAAGGGUUAACCUAGGAAGUUUCGGCUUACUUUGCCCCAUGGAUAGUAGUCUUGGAUUCUGAAUUCCAUGCCACAGAUUCCAGAUUCCUUGUACUGGAUUCCAGUCUAUAACAGUGGAACUUGGAUUCUGGAUUCCUUGAGCUGUUUUCCAGAUUCCAAAGCCCAAGAUUCCCGGAUUCCAGAAGCAAAAUUUCCCAGAAUUCCAAAUUCUACAGGCAAAAAUUUCCCAGAUUCUGGAAUCAAGAUUUUCUUACAUGGGGCAAACUUUUACAUUACCAAAAUGGUAUGGGAUAGUACACCUGACCUGUUUGGACCUUAGUGACUUACGUCUGGAUGUAUUUUUUACGUAUUGAUUUAUAACAAGGUUGAGUUCUCCUCUCUGAUAAAUGAUAAAUCCAUAGGGAUAUUGCAGUGUAUGGAAAACGUGAAAAAAAGAAGGGAAAAAACAGGAUAUGAGAUAUUCAGAAAAGAGAUUCUGUUAUGACAUUUAGUGCAUCAAAGCAAUUUGUUUUAUUUUUUACAGAAUAAUACAAAGUAGAAUUAUUAGGAAUGUUUGGCCAAAAAAAAUUAAUACUACCACCAAUUUAACUAGAAAUAGUAACAGCUUCUCUGUUAGAAUGAUUGUAUUUUUUAAGUGUUUGCCCUUUUUUCAGAAACUACAAUUCUAUUCAUUUAAACAGUAGUUGAACCAUUAACAACACAUCAGGCACACAAAACAUUUGACAUUUUCCUGGGUAAAAUUAAUGAAAAAUGAAGCGUUUUUGAAAUUCCUCAGAAAUGAAGCUGAAGUUGGACAAGCAAUCAAAGACUCUGGAUUAAAGAGAGAGGAUAUUUUUGUGGUAACAAAACUUCAGAGUAAUGCUCAUGGAUAUAACCAAUGUCUUGAAGCUUUUAAUUUAAGCCUAAAAAAGUGAGUAAAUGGGUUAUUGCAGGCGACAAGAAGAGCCUACAAUCCGGGGGGGGGACUCUGCAUAUGAAAGGGGUGGGGAUGCUUGUCAGAAAUUUUGAAUUAAACCUCUAAAGGAGACCAGUCUCGGUGUGGCCCUAAAAGAGACCAUGUUAAGACACAGACAAUAUAUAUUUUUUAUAUUUUUUCGUGUGCAACCCUAAACAAGACCUUCAUGUCUAAAUAUGAUGGCGUUUUGCCCAGAACACCCUAAGUGAGACCAAAAUCUGAAAUUUACACCCCUACAUGUAAGCAAAAUGAUGAGCAUCCCCACCCCUUUCAUAUGUGGGUUGCCCCCCAGCAAUCAUUACACUUGUGUCGCAUGUAUGUAGCUAGCAUUCAUUUGGACUUCCACUAAGAAUGUAUGGAAAUAUGCACAGAAUGCACGUUGAUCACACGCAUUUGUACCUUCUACACUCAUAAUCUGAUCAUGCGUGUUUUGACCAUCUGUUUAAAUGUAAAACUUACUCAAACCACAGCGCUGGAGCAGAAGUGUUUUGACCAUCAAUCGUUGUCACCUGCACUCUGUAACCUUUGGUCAUAUUUACUAGUUUAUCAAGUGCAUUUAGUUUUUCAUUAACGUUUUAGUUAUUAUUUUUUUAAAGAUUCUCUGACAAUGACAAACUUCUUGCAGGCUUGAUAUUGAUUAUGUCGACUUUUACCUCAUCCAUUCUCCUACUCCUGGGGAAAAUAUUAAUUUUACAAAGCCAUGUUGAAGCUUCAGGAGCAAGGGCUUAUAAGGUGACUAUUCAUGUUUACUACCUCUAUUUUUUGUUUCCAGUUUGGAAUUCCAGCACAAUUUUGCCACUGUAGUCUGUUGAUUUGUUAAGGCAGAGAAUACAGAACACAACAAGGAUCAAACAAAUAACAAUGGUGUAAUGGUAAACCGCCAUUACAUUGAGCACAUGGCCUAGAGAGAGUAGGAUUGUGGGAGUGCUAGGCAUGUAAUGCAUGCACACUUCAAUGUUCUAUCAAACAACAUAGUAGCUUUAAUAAGCUCUGUUAUCCUAGCUACUUUUUAAACUGCACUUUUUAACAGCCAAAGUUUAUUUGACUCACCCUCUCUAAUAAUCCCAACCCCCCCACCACCCUCCCCAAAAAAAACAGAGUUUUCAUAAUGAAAGUAUGAAAAAUUCUUUGGGAUCAACAGUAGUUAAUGAUUAUUCACAGGUUGCACUUACUCAAAAAGUUGUAAGAUGAGUUACUGAUUAAAAAAAACUCUCGCUAAAUCAUGUAUUGGCGCGGCUGUGCUAAUGAUGCUACUGUUGAAAAACUGAAAGCACAAAAACAAAUUGCCAGAUGCUGCCACUCUACAUGUAGUUUUAAAUAUGGGCUCCCUGUUCUAAUAAACCCCUCUCCAGCAUUAACCCUUUAAGCCCCAAUGUCCACGCACAAAUUCUCCAAACUGAUCUCCUACAUUUCCUUUAAGAAUUACUUGAGAGAAUUUGAUAAAAGAUCAUGGUAUUUUCCCUUUGGUGAUCAUUUUCAUUAAUUCUCAUAACUUUAUCUUUUGACAAUGUAUGGAUAUUGUUAGGAGAAAAUUGUUGUUGGUCACUAUUGGCUCUUAAAGGGUUAAAGCACCUUCCCCUUUCCUUUACAAUGAGUGGAAAAAUAUUAUUAUGGUAUGUUUAAAUACUCCUGACCAAUCUCUUGUCAAUGCAUAGUUUCCCCCAAAAAAAAAGGGAGGGUCUUGCUAAUUUCUUUCCCUCUCACAGCAUGUGGUACUUACUGGUACUCAACAAUGGCAGAUUUUGGGAAUGCCCCAUUUGUCAUAUUAUUAAAAUGCUAUAUGCAUCAAUAAACAGUUGUAAGUAUUUGUUUUUGUUUUGUUUUGGUUUUUGUUUAAUGAUGGUCAAAAACUGACCCAGAAGUCAGUGAAAAGUCAGGAUAGAGUGAGGGAAUUUUUUGGUUUCUGAUGAGUGGCAACUCUGUAUUAAUAUUUUAAAUAAAGUGAAAUGCAUGAUUUAUACAGUACUUUUCCUUGUUUUAAAUUAGGUCCCUUGGGGUUUCCAACUUUGGUGUUCCUCAUUUAGAGGAGAUGGAAAAGGCAGGACUUCCUACACCAGCUGUCAAUCAAAUUGAGCUCAAUCCUUUUUGGCGAUUAGAUGACAUUGUGAAUCAUUGCAGACAAAAGGGAAUUGCAUUAAUGGGCUACUGCCCACUUUUUCGUGGAAGGAAAAAUAAUGACCCAGUGUUGGUUGAGAUGGCAAGUAG
Messenger RNA from Porites lobata, 5824 nucleotides. The record is from the annotation of a GenBank genome assembly. NCBI's taxonomy places the organism in Eukaryota, Metazoa, Cnidaria, Anthozoa, Scleractinia, Poritidae.